Molecule: messenger RNA, 2617 nt
Organism: Pomacea canaliculata
Lineage: Eukaryota; Metazoa; Mollusca; Gastropoda; Architaenioglossa; Ampullariidae
Exons: 14
Coding region: 502-2088 (528 amino acids)
Source: RefSeq, a predicted model, not a curated record
AUAUGUGUAUAUGGUAAUUAGGUACGGAUAAUUCGUCAUACUUUUGUUUAUUGUGGACACAAACACAGAUACUGCGAAAAUACGAUUGAGAAAAUGUAGAGCUCUGCAUCCUGAACACAACUUCCGUCUGACAACUCGCUGAGAGUGAAAGUGAAAGCCUUUGAAUGUCCGCUUGCUGGAAAGCGUAAUAAAGCAGAUUUUCCAGAAUGUCACAUUUCGUUGUCUCAUUCGUUCCGAGGAUUGCAUUAUAUGUAAAUUAAUGUGCCAGCUAUUCGAAGCAGCAGCAGACAGAUAAAGAGAGAGCUCAUCACCUCAAGCCACCAAACAAUGUCCAGUAACAGCCACUGAUGAUACAGGUCAAGUAAACAAGAAAAAAGUCCAAACACCUACGAACACACAGUUGAUGAAUGUCUUCAUCAAAGAAGUUAUGAGGCAUCGAAAGUUUCACCCACAAGUCAGGUGAAAUGUGAUCAAAUAAACAUAGCUAAAGACAACCCUGGGAUGUCUGUUAACCAGAUAGCAUCUGCUACUCGUGAGAGUGUGACUAAAAACAAAUAUUCUGGUGUUAAUGCAACAAAGCAUACCACAGAUGAUGAUGAAAUAAUGGCAGACUCUUUGAAUGAUCCCCCUGAUGACGCCUUUUUGGUGGAAGGUGACAUUGAGGGAGAAAAAAUGAAGGUUACAGAUACGGACUUGGAUGAUAAAUGCAUUGAAUAUGAAUUGAUAGAAGCACAGAACUGUAGCGCUGAUAAAGGUGAUCAAGAAGAGCCUGCACUAAAAAAGAGUAUAGGCCUUGGGGUGGAAGACACAGAUGAAAUAGACACAGAAAUUUCAGACCGCAAAAGCCAGCAAGUUGAGUUACAAGAGGAACAGAAAGCAGACGUUACACACUGGGUGGUGCUUGUGGCACCUAUUACACUACAGGACCUAGCACAACACCAUACAGAAAAGAUUGCAAAACUUUGUGGAGAAUUGGGGUUCAAAUUAGUUCGAACACCCUCUCUAACUAUACGAAAAGAAAACAAGGAUUUUAAAAAACUGCCAGCUGCUUUGUCAUUAUUAACUUCUGGUAUAUUGCACCUGAGAGUCAGGUGCAAUUACCUGGUGCAAGUAAUGAAAAUGCUGCUGCAAAUGGACCUACAUGCUGAAAGACUGACUGUGUCCAUCAGACAGUCAUUUUCUUCUGACAAAUCAGAACUUGAUGUUUUGAAUGAUUCAGAUGAUGAAUCUAAUGAUUCUUCCAAAAAUGUUCGAUCCAAAGCAACCUUUUUCUUACAAGAUACGAAAAAGGUGCAAAGAAUGGUGAGCACUUCUGCUUAUCCAGACAACAAAGAUGAUCUAAAGCAUCGUUGCUUAUACCUGAAGGAGGUUCCAGAUACACUUCACACAGUUCUUCUCAAUGCAGUCUUUCCCAUGGCACUAUCUGUCGAUCGCAUAAAGGUUAACCCUGGUAGUGAUUACAGUUCAGUCAUAAUGGAAAUGGCAUCUUCAGAACAAACCAAUUCAAUCCUGCAUAUUUACCAAGGGCUUACAUUUGGUCACAGCAAGCUUGUUGAUAUGGCCACUUACACCAGAACCUUGCAGAGUGUGCAGAAAUCAAUUGCCAAAGAAAUAGCUGCAACAGAACUACAGAAGAGUUUUUCUGGUAGAAGUGGAAAGCAUAAGGUGGAAGGAGAGCCUCAGAACCAGCUUGCAAGACAAGCAGCUCAGUUUUCUGGCAGCAGUCGACAGCAGCAGAAGGCUGUAAGAGGAUUAAAAAUCAGAAGACGUCCAAGACACCGACCAUUUCAGAGAAAGAGCAACCCUUCUCCUUUGGAAGCCUUUGGUGCCAUGCAGCAGCAAGCAGUAAAACUGGCAGAAAUGGAGCGGAAAGUUGCAUUUCUUCAACAGCAGGCACAGAUGAACCAGAUGGCCAUUAUGCACCGGCAGAAUGUUGGGUACCCUUCAGGCUUUGCUGACAAUGAAAGCAUGUACCAAUCUGGAAACUUUAGGUCAACAAACCUUUUUCAAAUGCAAAAAUCGUCCAACAGUAUCCUUCCAGCCCAGCAAAGAAAUCCGAUCAGAAAGCGCUUUGGCAGAAAGCGAUAAGAACUGAAUUCAGUGGUGUUAAUUGUCUUGGUCACCAGCAUCAUCUGACAUAUUGCCAUUUUUAGUUUUGUUUUUUUUUUUUUAGGAUCUGCAGGUUUCAUGUUAGAAGUUUAUUUCUUUGUAAGUGGACCAGAUGAUGAUAAAUGAAUUCAGUCCCAGCAGUGCAUCAUGAUUGCUGCAGAUAUAGAAUAUAGCUUUAUACCUACUAUCAUCAGCAAUAUUGUCCAGCAUGAUUCAAAUCUAAGUGUACAAAAAUGCUUAUUUUUUAAAAAAUAGAAACAAGUAAUAACCACACAUCCACACCUUUAAGAUGAAGUGAAGCCGUAUAUACACUUGUUCAGCAUUAACUGCUGUAGAACUGUGCAAAGGUUGCAUUAGAAGAAAAAAAGACAAAAUUGCUCUUUAAGUGUGUAAAGGAACCAUAAGAAAUGAAAUGUGUUGUAGAUGGAUGCCUUUCCACAUUGGAUUAUUUCUCAAAGUAACUGAUAAUAGUAUGGUUUUUCUCAAAUAAAAUGUUCAUGAAACUAAA